Molecule: messenger RNA, 1749 nt
Organism: Mytilus trossulus (common blue mussel)
Lineage: Eukaryota; Metazoa; Mollusca; Bivalvia; Mytilida; Mytilidae
Product: interleukin-12 receptor subunit beta-2-like
Exons: 11
Coding region: 161-1588 (475 amino acids)
Biological process (GO): cytokine-mediated signaling pathway
Cellular component (GO): external side of plasma membrane; signaling receptor complex
Molecular function (GO): cytokine receptor activity; cytokine binding
Source: RefSeq, a predicted model, not a curated record
GAAAAGUUGAUUUUCAUUUAACCUUAUUUUGUUAUGAUAUUUUUGUUGUUAUGAAAUUCCCAUGUGGGAUAACCACGUGCAUUUAAUCAUUUAAAACAGCAAAUCAUAUCAGGACAUAGUAUUGACAUUAUUAUAGCCUCGAAAGGGAAUUGGACAUACUAUGAUAAAUUGGUCAUGGUAUCAUUCAGCUGUUGUGCUUGGUGUAUUAGGAUUGGUUUUUACUCACAUUCAAGAUAAUCAUGUGAGCUACGUUAAAGAUUUUUCCUGCGUUGUUUACAACUGGGAGAGAGUUAUAUGUACAUGGAAUAUAACAGAUAGUAUUGACAUAAAGACUGUUAAGGUUUAUUGGCAACCCAUAGUUCCAUUUCCAAAGUGGUACUAUUGCCCUGAACUUAUCAACAAUACAUCAUGUGAAUGGAGCAUAAAUGACCAUAAUAUUGACAUAGAGAGAAAACAUAACAUCAGCGUCACUAUUAACAGUAAUAUACACAACUUCUUCCUCGUAAGAUGGAAUGAAUCAGUAUACCCAGAUCCUGUCAAUAGACUGUUUGCAAUGGCGAAAAAUUGGUCAUGCGUGUUACUUGAAUGGAAACAUUCAGAUCAUGUGCACAAUAAGACUUUUAAUGUUAUGUACAGGCCGAAAAGAGCACUGCAAACCAAGAUACUCACCCUUUGCUCCGAGAAAGGCCAUGUCCGCAGUGAAAUAUGUCAUCUAAAACCAUACACGAGAUACGAAAUACAGGUGACAUGUAAACCUGAAAGAAAAGGGCGUUGGAGUAAAAUAGUUAAAACAAUAGUCAGAACUAACAAAACAGUUCCUGAAUCUCCACCAAGUACAGAUAUUGGAGGAUAUUCCUGGAUACAACCAUCGAAGAAUUCAUCAGCCGAUGUCACGAUGUUCUGGAAGCAAAUUGAAAAGUCAAAGUGGAAUGGCGAUACAAUACAGUAUGGGGUAUAUCUCAUGUCAGCAAACGGGAUAAUUUUACUCCAAAGUAGUGGAAAGUUUUAUUCUACAUUUAACAUCGAUACUACUGUGGCGUAUCAAGCUUUCCUAUACUCAUACAACGAAAUUGGAAAUUCAACCUUAGAGUCUGUUCAAAUACCAUCAUAUAAAGAUAUUGAAUUUGUUGAAGAAAUAGUUGCUGUCAAAGACAUGGAAUCUAAAAUAGAGUUGCAUUGGACGUUUACAGAAACAAUAGAUGUUUCAUCGUACACUUUAUUUUGGUGUGAACAAGCUUUCUGGGAUAUAUGCAAGGAUACUCCAAAUUCGAUAGAAAUAAGCUCAGCAGAUGGACAUAGUUAUUCAACCUUACCAGGACCAUUUACAAACGCCUCCACAUAUUUAUUUGGUGUAUCGUAUACAUCAAAGAACAAUAUGACGUCAGGUUUUAAAUGGUCAGACUGCUAUAUCGAUGUUAAUAAAGAAUUUAAUUUGCAGUUAGAAGUUACACUUUAUCCAAAAGAAGAUGGUGUCCUUGUAAAAUGGCGAUUACAAAAGUGCAAUUUCGAAAAGGUCAUACAGUUGAUCGAUUUUUACAAUAUUCAGUUUUGUGAACGAAAAGGAUGCGAAGGCAGGUAUCAGUACUAAAUAAAUAAGGAUAGUCAGAACGAUCAUUUAUACAAAAGUAGUAUAUCGAUGUUCAAGUCUCACGAUUAGAUUGAACUAAGACAAAAAUUCAAAAAAACAGACAAUAACCACAAAUUCUUUGUUUAACUUUGCUCAGUAUAGGUAAUAUUUUUUUGGAAGUC